GCUGUUCCACCAAGGGUUCCACCCUGCUUUUCUAUUUCACUCUUUCUUUCUUUCUUUCUCUCUCUGUGCUGUUGUAAAUCCAGUUUGAUAGCCUGAAUGGCAACAGUCAAUAUAGAUGCCACCUACCACCUGCCGCUGUAUGGAAGCUCUACCGACUAGUUCAAAUAGCAGAGUAACUAAGGAAGCUUUGGAGACCUACCGUACAAUGUGAAGAAAAUCUGAAGUAACAGUUGGGCUCCACUUGCCAACAAACCAGCAUGGCUAGACUUUUCCUGCAAGGGAGGAUGAAGAUGCAAAGGCACAAGUCUUUUUUCUUCUGCGCAUUUGCUCUGUGUGUCUUCUCCCAGCUUCACAACUACAAGGCGCUCCACCACAUGCCUAUACUGAGUGAGCUGUAUGCCUCCUCCGUCAAUGCCCUGAGUUUCCUCUGGAGAGGGAAGGGGAACCCUUCAAACAAUGCUCACCCAGAGAGGAGGCCUCUACCUGGGCCUGUACCCUCCGACACUGGCCUGUGGGAACCAGAGGCAUACCGGGAGGACCAGGGAAACGCAGAGGUGGGGAGAAAGAUUGGGCGUGGCAGUGAGGACCCAUGGCGCAAGGAGCAGCCUGACUCAGGGAWUGUAAACAGAAUGACGGUCACUCUCCCAGACCCCAAAGGACCAUGGGGGGAACUUCACAAACGGAGCUUCCAUCUUCGCGAUGACCCCACCCCAUUCUUUGCGCGCACCAAGUCUGGAGCAUACUGCUUCAGAGAGGGGACGGAAAUGGCUUCUUUCAAAGACCAUUUAGGACAAAAGGCCCAGGAACCCGGAGAGGGCCAGCGUAAGAUCCUGCAUGCACASCAAGAGGAACCCAAMUCAGCCCASGYGAAAWKKGCCRGGGGGAAAAGGCUGGMGAAGUGUAUGUGUCGCCKAGGCUGGCACGGCCCUCACUGUGGCAUCCCCACCAUGGUGCAACACUCCAACCUGCCCACUAAGGCGCGUCUGACACCGAGAAAGGUUCCUCGAAGGGUCAUCAAUGCCAUUAAUAUCAACCACGAGUUUGACCUCCUCCACGCCCGCUUUCAUGAGUUGGCUGACGCUGUGGACCUCUUCCUGGUGUGUGAGUCAAACUUCACAGCCUACGGAAAUUCCAAGCCACUGCACUUCCUGCGCCUUCUGCUUAACGGAACCUACAACUAUGUGCAGCACAAGAUCCUUUACGUAUUCCUCGAUCACUUCCCUAAUGGUGGCCAGCAGAACGGGUGGAUUGCUGACGACUACCUGCGAACAUUUCUAAGCCGUGACGGGAUGUCCAGGGUGCAAGGCGCCAGGCCAGAUGAUGUCUUCCUCAUCAACGAUGCAGACGAGAUCCCUGCCCGCGAGGGCAUCCUCUUCCUCAAACUCUACGAUGGCUGGACGGAACCUGUGUCCAUCCACAUGAGAAAGUCCCUUUAUGGUUUCUUCUGGAGACAGCCCGGGACACUGGAAGUCCACUCCGUCUGCACUGUCGCCAUGCUCUUCACUGUCUACAAUGGAAACGGGAUAUUACUGAGGCGCAGGGAAUACUUCUCCAUGCCGGGUUUCCGGAACUAUCAGAGGGAGAGUGGACACAUCCUGGUGCACUGGUCCAUUGGGAGCCCCGUCCACUACGCAGGCUGGCACUGUUCCUGGUGCUUCAGACCAYAGGGAAURUCCSAKAAYCUKAUCUCUGCCCAGAAUGGAGACUUCCCCCGCUGGGGCGACUACGUGGAAAAACGAGACCUGAAUUACAUCAAGGGCUUGAUCCGGACUGGGGGAUGGUURGAUGGCUCGGUGGGGGAGUACCCACCCACAGACCCUAAAGAGCCUAUGUACGCACCCAAAUAUCUAUUAAAGAACUUUCCGCUGUACCGCUACGUACUUGAGAACCCAUAUGCCUGAAUCUGGUAGAAAACCGGUGAGGAUUAUUUUCUCAUUGUUGAUUCCAAUGGAAGGAUUUUUAACUUCAAGGGGUGUUGUCUGAACACAACUAUGAAAACUCCACCUACGCCUCUGAUUUAAGGGCAAUCUCCACUUCCUGUCAGAAGAAGAAGUAGCUAGUGGUUGAGAGGGGGUGUAAUGAGUGACAUCUGAGACUCAUUCUAUCCGAUUCUAUCCCUUUUCAAUCAAAUGAGAACGUGUUUUCAGUCAAUUUACCUGGUAAAAUAACGGUAAAAUAAAUAAAAUAAAUAAAAUCACAAUAUUUAAAUGAUAGUUUAACGAUCCUCAACGACAAAGGCCUCUUCUGCUCCAGAUCAUUCAAAGACCGGAUUCCAGUUGGGACAUGAUGACUGUUGACUUUUGUACAGUUCCUAACUGUAGACGUGAUGGCAGACAGGUAUAUAUGUAUAGAAGAUCUAUCUGAUGAUGGCCAAUGGCCAGUGAUACUGUAGUUUUCCCUCAGUCAGAUCAACAAUGUGCUUCUAGUGCCACCAGUUUUGCGUUUCCAGAGACCUUUGUGAAGAAAGAGACCUGAAAAACAAUCAGUGCACCUUUCUGUGGUGGUGGUGGUAAAACUGUGUUACUGUGCUGAAAUGGUUGUUCGAACAACACAGGGAAAUAUAGCGGGAAAGGGAAAGUCGGUUUUAUAUUGUUUAAUACAAACCCAGCUAUCCCUCACUAAUGCACUAUUGGUUUAUCUUAGCCGUCGCUUGCUUUGACUACAUAACUAUCUUAUAGCCUUCUUGUAAACAGAUCAUUUAUGGUGUACAGAUGAAUGAAUUUGAGGCCAAAAAGCAUAUGUAAUUAGAACCACGUGAUCCUGCCAAACAGUUGUCACAACGCUUUUAGACAUUUCUGUAAUCUGUAUGCAUUGUUCAUUGAGAGAGACAUUUCUUGAGAAACAAAAUCCUUCUUCUUCUGCUAUGGUCUAGUGAUUCACAUCACGUCUGCUAUUUCAAUCUGUUCUAGAUAGUCAGCUUUACAUUCAUAAGCAAACAUAAUGGUUUCCUUGGUUUUGUCCUUUAAAAAUGCAUUGCAAUUCUUCACAAUUUAAAACGAUUCCCCAUGAGAAUACUAUUCUUACAGCUCCUACCGACAUGUUCCCUGUGAAUAGGAUGUAUACCAACGACACCGAUUAAUGUAAUUGAGAGUUUAUUGCAAUUUUAUUGCUUAGUUAAGAAACAACAGACUGUCUGCUAUCAAUCAGAUCAACCUUUGAUACGCUGCAAGUCAUUGGUGUCCGCCUAGAGUAGACUGAGAGGCCUAUUCAGUGGAAACUGGUGAUUAACAAAAGAAACAAAAAUGAAGGAUGUAAUGAAUAUCUUAGUUCAUUCUUGUUUUGCACUGUUUUGCACUGUAGACAUUGUUUUGUUGAAUAGCUACAGGACAUGAAUCCAAACCUAUUGGCAGUAAAAGCAGUAACAGGACGACAUAAAGACAGACAAAAGUUCACAAAAAUAAGUCAUUUAUUACUUUUAUUACAUAAAUAUUAGUAUAUUUUUAGUUCCAUUUUUGGUCAUUUAUUAAAUGUAUUUAUUUUUUAGUCAUGCCUCUAUUUACCGUGCUUGGCUUGGGCAGGAGCUCAGCUGAGCUGAGUACUGGCACCUCAAAUGUUCUACUGCUUGAGCCUACACAUCUUAUAGAAUAUUAGCUCAAAAGUAUUGUGGCGCUCCUGCACCUAAAUAUAAACAGUGCCAGCACCCAAAAUGAGUACUGAAAUAGGUUCCAAGUCAAGUACUGUCUAUUUAUCCCCAGAUAAAUAUACAAUAUUAGGAAGUUUAAGACUGCUGUUAACUGUUGUUAAAUCUUUGAUAGAUUGACUCUAUUUUAUGAAAUAGAGUCAUGUCAAUGUGGACACUUUUGUUCAGAAUUAGCUUUAGCACCUCCUUGUCUUGGGAGAAUGACUUUGGGAAUAAGGGGAUAAUAAUAAUUUAUUGGUUAUUGCUGAUGUUUCUGUUUGGAAUCUGAUGCUUGUGAAUGGAUGCUCUGACUUGCAGUUUGCACACAUUCUCAGCCAAAGUGUCUACAUUUAAAGACCAGAAUCUCAGGAAUCUUAAAGAAUGGCAUCCCAACUACAGGGACUACACUGUUGUUCAAUGAGGCAGCAUGUUCACAUUGACAACAAAAAAAAAGCCUUGGAUGUGGUUGACUUUGCGUUUUUAGGGGGAUUUAGACAUCUGCAUGGUCUUUUGUCAUUUAUAAUUUCUGGAUGGUGUCCAAUAAUUUUUGUGCCACAAUGAGGUAUAGCUCCCGGGUUCUAACUUCAUUAACAGAUUGUUUAAAUAAAUCAACAACUAAGGUGACUUAUUUUGAA
Messenger RNA from Salvelinus sp. IW2-2015, 4254 nucleotides. RefSeq names its product beta-1,4-mannosyl-glycoprotein 4-beta-N-acetylglucosaminyltransferase-like. Gene Ontology annotation, biological process: protein N-linked glycosylation; N-acetylglucosamine metabolic process. Lineage: Eukaryota; Metazoa; Chordata; Actinopteri; Salmoniformes; Salmonidae. Gene Ontology annotation, cellular component: membrane. The record is from RefSeq and is a predicted model, not a curated record. Gene Ontology annotation, molecular function: beta-1,4-mannosylglycoprotein 4-beta-N-acetylglucosaminyltransferase activity.